AUGCGCUUUGAGGCGGAGCUCAUACAGGCCGCUCUGGGCGGGUCUGGGCAGCGCCAGCGUUUUGGGGCCUAGGAGCCGUGGGAGGAGCCGGCGGCUUCACCCUGGUAACCAGAGCGCUGUAGCUGCCCCGCCUUGCAGGCCUCAGGACUGUCAUCGCCUUUGGGUGUGGGGUACUUUGGCCAGCGUCCCCGGAAAUAGCCCCGCCGGCCUCUCUCAGACACCCCCAUCCUCCCCACGCCGCCGUCGCCGCCGCCAUGCAGGGGGAGGACGCCAGAUACCUCAAAAGGAAAGUUAAAGGAGGAAAUAUUGAUGUACAUCCAUCAGAAAAAGCACUCAUUGUUCAAUAUGAAGUGGAAGCUACCAUUCUUGGAGAAAUGGGGGAUCCCAUGUUGGGAGAACGAAAGGAAUGCCAAAAAAUCAUUCGUCUUAAGAGUCUCAAUGCCAACACAGAUAUAACUUCCCUGGCACGAAAGGUGGUUGAAGAAUGUAAACUCAUUCAUCCCUCAAAGCUAAAUGAGGUAGAACAGCUGUUGUACUAUCUCCAGAACCGCCGUGAUUCAGUGUCAGGAAAAGAAAAAAAAGAAAAAUCAAGCAAGCCUAAAGAUCCACCUCCUUUUGAAGGAAUGGAGAUUGAUGAAGUUGCUAACAUUAAUGACAUGGAUGAGUACAUUGAGUUAUUAUAUGAAGAUAUUCCUGACAAGGUUCGGGGUUCUGCUUUGAUCCUACAGCUUGCUCGAAAUCCUGAUAACUUGGAAGAACUACUAUUGAAUGAAACUGCCCUUGGUGCAUUAGCAAGAGUCCUCAGAGAAGACUGGAAGCAAAGUGUUGAGUUAGCUACAAACAUAAUAUACAUCUUUUUUUGCUUUUCCAGCUUUUCUCAGUUUCAUGGACUUAUCACUCACUAUAAAAUUGGAGCUCUGUGUAUGAAUAUCAUUGAUCAUGAAUUAAAAAGACAUGAGCUUUGGCAAGAAGAACUUUCUAAGAAGAAGAAAACUGUUGAUGAAGACCCUGAAAACCAAACCUUGAGAAAAGAUUAUGAAAAAACCUUUAAAAAAUACCAGGGGCUUGUGGUAAAACAGGAACAGCUCUUACGAGUUGCUCUUUAUUUGCUUCUGAAUCUUGCUGAGGAUACACGUACAGAGCUGAAGAUGAGGAACAAGAACAUAGUUCACAUGCUGGUGAAGGCUCUUGAUCGGGACAAUUUUGAGCUGCUUAUUCUAGUUGUGUCAUUUUUGAAGAAACUCAGCAUUUUUAUGGAGAAUAAAAAUGAUAUGGUGGAAAUGGAUAUUGUUGAAAAACUGGUAAAAAUGAUACCUUGUGAGCAUGAAGAUCUGCUGAAUAUCACCCUCCGACUUCUACUGAACCUAUCCUUUGACACAGGACUGAGGAAUAAGAUGGUACAAGUUGGGCUGCUUCCCAAACUCACUGCACUCUUAGGCAAUGAAAACUACAAACAAAUAGCAAUGUGUGUUCUUUACCACAUAAGCAUGGAUGACCGCUUUAAAUCAAUGUUUGCAUACACUGACUGUAUACCACAAUUAAUGAAGAUGCUCUUUGAAUGUUCGGAUGAACGAAUUGACUUGGAACUCAUUUCUUUCUGCAUUAAUCUAGCUGCUAACAAAAGGAACGUACAGCUUAUCUGUGAAGGAAAUGGGCUGAAGAUGCUCAUGAAGAGGGCUCUGAAGUUCAAGGAUCCAUUGCUGAUGAAAAUGAUUAGGAACAUUUCCCAGCAUGAUGGACCAACUAAAAAUUUAUUUAUUGAUUAUGUUGGGGACCUUGCAGCUCAAAUCUCUAAUGAUGAAGAGGAGGAGUUUGUGAUUGAAUGUUUAGGAACUCUUGCAAAUUUGACCAUUCCAGACUUAGACUGGGAAUUGGUUCUUAAGGAGUAUAAGCUGGUUCCGUACCUCAAGGAUAAACUCAAACCAGGUGCUGCAGAAGAUGACCUUGUUUUAGAAGUGGUUAUAAUGAUUGGAACUGUAUCUAUGGAUGACUCUUGUGCUGCAUUGCUAGCCAAAUCUGGGAUAAUCCCUGCACUUAUUGAGUUGCUAAAUGCUCAACAAGAAGAUGAUGAAUUUGUGUGUCAGAUAAUUUAUGUCUUCUACCAAAUGGUUUUCCACCAAGCCACAAGAGAUGUCAUAAUCAAGGAAACACAGGCUCCAGCAUACCUCAUAGAUCUGAUGCAUGAUAAAAAUAAUGAAAUCCGAAAAGUCUGCGAUAAUACAUUAGAUAUUAUAGCGGAAUAUGAUGAAGAAUGGGCUAAGAAAAUUCAGAGUGAAAAGUUUCGUUGGCAUAACUCUCAGUGGCUGGAGAUGGUAGAGAGUCGUCAGAUGGAUGAGAGUGAGCAGUACUUGUAUGGUGAUGAUCGAAUUGAGCCAUACAUCCAUGAAGGAGACAUUCUUGAGAGACCUGACCUUUUCUACAGCUCAGAUGGAUUAGUUGCCUCUGAAGGAGCCAUGAGUCCAGAUUUCUUCAAUGAUUAUCACCUUCAAAAUGGAGAUGUAGCUGGGCAGCAUUCAUUUCCUGGCAGCACUUUUCACCCAAGGAUUUCAAAGGGCUUUACAAAUAUGCACUAAUUAAGCCUCACAAACAGCCAGAGCCUUGGAAUGGAUGGCUUUGGCCAAUCGGUUGGCAUUCUUGGACGCCCUGCCACAGCUUAUGGAUUCCGCCCUGAUGAACCUUACUACUAUGGCUAUGGAUCUCGAUAAAGUCAUCCCUCUCCAUCUGUGCUCUCAGCUUAGAAGAGAUCUGUGUGGGUUGGGUUAACUUUGAAUCUUGGCCUAAUAAUGCAUGUUGAUACUAUUGCGGGUCUGUGUUUCUUUUUACUUUUCCAUACUGUUAGCUGCAGGUUAACUUCGACCCCUUCCGUCCUGUGUUAAGUACAGUUGAUGCUUGACACUGUUCACUCAUCAAACCACAUCCUGAUGCCGAAUAAUAUUUACCAUGAGACUCAAAAGUGAAUGCUGAAAAGCAACUAGACUGGAAAACAAACACUACAUUAUGUACAUUAAUUGACUAAUUUAAUUUCUAUUAAAAAGAAGCAUAAAGUACAAAUGAAUUAGCAAAAGUCAUGUGUUUCUAUUUAAUGUGUUUUAUUAGGAGUUACAUGCUUAUGUAGAGUGCAUAUAAUUUUUUUUUCCUGUCCUUUUUUUCCCCUUAUAAACGCUUAAGUAUUUCACGUGA
This is a messenger RNA of Globicephala melas (long-finned pilot whale), 3180 nucleotides long. It is a transcript of the gene KIFAP3, whose product is annotated as kinesin associated protein 3. The record is from RefSeq and is a predicted model, not a curated record. Gene Ontology annotation, molecular function: kinesin binding. Gene Ontology annotation, cellular component: ciliary transition zone; axoneme; kinesin II complex. Lineage: Eukaryota; Metazoa; Chordata; Mammalia; Artiodactyla; Delphinidae. Gene Ontology annotation, biological process: cilium organization; microtubule-based movement.